AUGACAUUAUUUUUACCCUUGCAUCCGGGGAAAUACUAUUUAGCGGCACUAAAAUCGACAUCAGUGACACCAUCACCGGGUGCUGAACUAAAAAGAAAAUGGACCAACAUACGGGACUAUAACCGAAAAGAAAUUCAAAAACCAAAAAGGAUACAGGCAGUGCAGCUAAAAAAUCCAAAAAAUAUAUCUACUGUGACUUACUAUGCUUUCUUACAUCUGUAUUUGAAAACAGAAAAUCUGAAGGCAACUAUUCAAAUGAAGAUACAGAUUGUACUCAACCACAACGACAGACAAAUGAAGGAGAAGAAAGAAAGGAAAGCCAGAGCCAAAGCAGUGAAACGUAGUUUAAAGGAACUUAAUUCAGAACAAAAGAAAAAGAAAGCUAAGAAAAUAGAAAGCAAAGAUGAUUCAAGUGAAUCUGAAGGAUCGCAAUUUAGCUUGCGGGAGAGUUCAACAUCUCCAGUUGAUUUAGAAAUGGACGAAGAGACUGAUGAUCGUGCUGAACUAAAAAGAAAAUGGACCAACAUACGGGACUAUAACCGAAAAGAAAUUCAAAAACCAAAAAGGAUACAGGCAGUGCAGCUAAAAAAUCCAAAAAAUAUAUCUACUGUGACUUACUAUGCUUUCUUACAUCUGUAUUUGAAAACAGAAAAUCUGAAGGCAACUAUUCAAAUGAAGAUACAGAUUGUACUCAACCACAACGACAGACAAAUGAAGGAGAAGAAAGAAAGGAAAGCCAGAGCCAAAGCAGUGAAACGUAGUUUAAAGGAACUUAAUUCAGAACAAAAGAAAAAGAAAGCUAAGAAAAUAGAAAGCAAAGAUGAUUCAAGUGAAUCUGAAGGAUCGCAAUUUAGCUUGCGGGAGAGUUCAACAUCUCCAGUUGAUUUAGAAAUGGACGAAGAGACUGAUGAUCGUAGUAUCAAUAACUAUUUAAAUGUGACACCAGAGAAAAUCAAAGAUAAUUGUUAUGUUUUGAUCGACGAGGCCCAUCUCGCUAAUUCAGACGUGACCAACAAUCAGCAAAGACCUUUCAAUAUGUGGUCAUUCGGCAACAGUGGCAAGCGCCAAGAAGAGAAGCGCGAACGUGAACGCAAAGAACAAGAGGAGAGGCGCGAGCGCGAGCGUAAAGAACAAGAAGCAAGGCGCGAACGAGAGCGUAAAGAACAAGAAGAAAAGAGAGAACGUGAUCGUAAGAAACGCGAAGACGACGAGAAAAAAGCACAGAUGAUCCUCGAAGCGAGACGUGGAAUGGAGGAGCAACGUUUGCGGGAAGAGCACCGUCGGACCACGGGUAAAUGGUUCUAG
Messenger RNA from Colias croceus (clouded yellow), 1305 nucleotides. RefSeq lists its product as uncharacterized. The transcript has 6 exons. The record is from RefSeq and is a predicted model, not a curated record. Lineage: Eukaryota; Metazoa; Arthropoda; Insecta; Lepidoptera; Pieridae. The coding region runs from base 1 to 1305 and encodes 434 amino acids.